This is a messenger RNA of Trichechus manatus latirostris (Florida manatee), 3500 nucleotides long. It is a transcript of the gene CDCA2, whose product is annotated as cell division cycle associated 2. Lineage: Eukaryota; Metazoa; Chordata; Mammalia; Sirenia; Trichechidae. Bases 257 to 3253 code for a protein of 998 amino acids. Gene Ontology annotation, biological process: regulation of chromosome segregation; regulation of mitotic nuclear division. The transcript has 12 exons. The record is from RefSeq and is a predicted model, not a curated record. Gene Ontology annotation, cellular component: nucleus; chromosome.
UUAACAUAUUACCCAGAUAAUUCAAAUGUUCACUAAGGUUUGAAAAGCCAUGGCUUAUAGUGUGGGGUCUGCUUUAUUUCAUCCUGAACAGCAGUUUUCCCCAUUGCUUUAAUUUGAGCUGCAAAAGUACUGUCUUGACAUCUGUUUUCAUACCUUUAUGGAUUGUAUUAGAAUUCAGCCUUGAAUGAGGAUCUUGAUAGAGUCACGUUAAGUUUUGGGGUGGAGUUAUUUAUAUUUUUUUCUCUCUUUUUUUUAGAUGGAUACCAGUUCAGAAAGCAAGGAGCUCCUUGAAACAAAGGACAAAGAGUCUGCUAUUAACAAUGCUGAAAAUACCUCUUUCAUUUUGGGAAGUGGGAAGCUUGUAACUCCUCAGAAACACGAAGCAGAAGUGACUGCUAAUCUUUGCCGACCAGAUAUAUUUAAAUCACCUUUGAACUUUUCUACCGUAACUGUAGAGCAAUUGGGAAUUACACCUGAAAGCUUUGUUAAGAACACUCCAGGAAAGCCAUCAUCCUAUCUUAAAAAAUCUAGACGACGUUCUACAAUUGGUGCUCGGGGCUCUCCUGAAACAAACCAUUUGAUUUGUUUCAUUGCUCAGCAGCGAAAUUUAAAGAAUGCACAGAAAUCUCCUUUGGCACAGAAGUCCCCUUUUCAGGGCAGCCCUGUACUGUAUCGAAAUGUUAAUUCAUUAAGAGAGCAAAUAUCUGCCUUCCAGACAGCUUUUUACUCCAUAAAGGAAAAUGAGAAAAUGGCUGACUGUCCUGAAUUCUCAAAGGCAGAGAGAGAGUUCGAGACCACAGACUUCAUCAAAAAAGAAGGUGUUAGCGAGUGGCAGCGGUCUGGAUUCUCUGCGAAGUUACCGUCCAAACGUCGGAGAAUAGCCUAUCAGAGCGACUUCAAUGGAGAUCUGACUGAUGCUGAAAAAAAAGGAAUCAAUCUCCAGUUACUCAAUACUGAUACUCCUGGUACAGACAGAACAUGCGCUGUUGAAACCUCACCUGCAAAUCUUUCUGAGAAAUCUUCUGGACCUGGUUUAACACAGUCUGGGUGGUUAGUUGAAGAGUCUAUUCUACUUUCAGAUCUCGCAGAGACUUCAAGUGGGAUCAAGGUUGCUGACUGUGUAGAGGGCAAAGGAUCAAGCGAUGCUGUUUCACAGAAAAAUCGGUUGGAGGACAAACUGACAGAAGCAGCGGGCAUAGGCACAGUUCCUGACAUCAGGUCGCCGGUAACUUCAGUGAGCAAGAAGGACAUUGCUCCCCCUGAGACCUUUGUACUUCGUUCUGUUCUGAAAAAACCCUCAGUUAAGCUGUUUCCAGAAAGCUUACAGGAACACUGUGACAACCUCUGUGAUGAUGGGACUCAUCCAAGCUUAAUCUCAAAUCUUGGAAACUGUUGCAAAGAACAAAAAGCAGAAGAUCAAGAAAAUCGUAAAGUACCAGCCUUUCUAAAUGUGAGGAAGAGGAAGAGAGUUACUUUUGGAGAGGACCUAAGUCCUGAAGUGUUUGAUGAAUCCUUGCCAGCAAAUACUCCAUUACGAAAAGGAGAAACACCUGUUCGUAAAAAGGAUUUAAGUAGUACCAGCCCUCUGCGACAUGAGCACUCGCCAGUUCCUGAGCAGCUAUCUCAACCGAAUUUUGAUGACAAGGGGGAGAAUCUUUAUCUAGUGUAUCUAAAAGAUGAGGCAUCUUAUCAUUUUUUGUUAGCUAUCUUAAUUUUGCUUGUACCUUACUCAUCAGGCACUGAUACCUUUAGCUCUUCAAAUAACCAGGAGAAUAUGUCCUCCCAUCAAGUUGGCAGAAUAACACGUACCUCUAACAGAAGAAAUGUAAACCUUGUAGAAGAUAAAGCGUCAAAAAUGUACAUGGAGCUAUUACAUCUUUCUCAAUUACAAUGUUUUAAUGCAUUUUCUCAGGUUUUAAAAAGUGGCAGAAAGAAGAAAGGAAAGGGAAAGCAGAGGGUUAAGAAAUCUUUAUAUGGGGAAAGAGAAAUUGCUUCUAAGAAACCUCUGCUGAGUCCUAUUCCUGAGAUUCCUGAGAUCUCUGAGAUGACGCCUUCGGUUCCAGGCAUCUGGAGGAUGUAUUCAGAUAAUUUCAACUCAAAUGGCAAACCUGAAGAAGUGCUGAAGCCUCCUAAAAAUCUAACUAAAAGAAAGACUCUUUUGCCUCAGAUCCCAGAAGACUUGCAUAUCAAUCAAAGUUCCGAUAAGUGUAAUGUGUCUGAAUUCUGCAGCUCCUCAUUGCUUGGUAAUGCCACUUUUGAUCAAGAUUCAAAUAUAAAUACUAUAGAAGUUAAUGAAAAUAUUCCAAAAGCAGAAAAUAAAGUGGAAGGUGAAAAUGAACUAAAAACUGGGGCUGGGAAUGAAAACAGUCAUAUAUCUUGUGUUUCUGUGACUGAAGAAUACAUUUUAUCGGAUCAUCCAAAACCAGAUUCUAUCCUGCAGUCCCAGGAGUUUUCUGCUGCUGGUCAAAAUGUGGAAAACCUUUGUCGAGUAUUUAAAAUUUCAGAAGAUAUAAGCAUAAAGUGUGAAAAGCAGGAUGACUUGUCAUUAGCAGUAGAGGGAAAGCCUAAAUCCAGUGCUUUAAUGUCUAACUCACAAAAAGAAGAUGUCUUCAUUGAAAAUAUAAAAGAAACUAACAGUCAAUGUGAGAAUUUGGAAAGAAAAUCCACAGAAAAUAGUAGUGAAGUGACUUGUAAAGAAAGGAAACAUAGAAGACGCUCCAUGUGUUAUCCUGAUGGUCAGAGUUUACCUUUGGAAAAAAGUGGAAAUCACAAAAAUGCCAACAGGGUAAGCAGCUCUGGAGAAAUUGAUUUAGAAAAUUCUGAACUAUAUAAAGAUUUAUCUGACGCUAUAGAGCAAACCUUUAAGAGAACAAAUAAUGAAACAAAAGUGAGACGUAGCACAAGGCUACAAAAAGAUUUGGAAAAUGAAGGACUUAUAUGGAUUUCCCUUCCGUUUCCUUCUACUUCCUGCACUUCUCAAAAAACUAAAAGGAGAACAAUAUGUACAUUCGACAGCAGAGGAUUUGAACGUUUGUCCUCCAGAAAAGAAACUAUGUCCUCCAGACAGAUACCCGGUAUGCCGUCCUCAUCAGGUAAAGAACACAGUGAGGACCCUGCUGCUAAUUCUGCUAAUCUACUUGGGAAGAGAAGGAUGAGCUUUUGUACAUCUACACUUUCAAAUACUAAAAAUACUACUCAAUUAGAAGACUACAGAAGAAGAUCCUUUCUCAACCAGAAGGAAAAAACUCUCUAAAUGACUGAAAGAAUUGAAUGUCAGAGAACUAAAGCAAUAGCUGACAUUUCCUGCAGAAUAUUUGGCAAGAGAGAAGGUAACCAUCCAUGUUUAAAAGAAUCAUUUCAUUCUAGGUCCCAUUCUUUGUUCAACUUUAGUGUUUUAAAAGUUUGAAAUAAAUAAAAUCAUUUGAGUUGAACCUAAUUUUAAGUAGAAAGAAGUGGAUUUCUUCAUCACCCAAAAAAAAAGCACUGUUAAUAUAUUCUUG